UUUAGCCGCUUCCCACAAGGCCUCGCUCUUUCCUUUGCGACAUUGUCCCGACAGAAUGUCCCCGGCUAAGAAAGGCGGAGAGAAAAAGAAGGGCCGCUCUGCCAUCAACGAGGUGGUAACCCGGGAAUAUACCAUAAAUGUGCACAAACGUAUCCAUGGCAUAGGUUUCAAGAAACGUGCUCCUCGUGCCAUCAAGGAAAUCCGUAAAUUCGCUGUGAAGGAGAUGGGUACACCGGAUGUCCGCAUUGAUACUCGUUUGAACAAGGCUGUUUGGGCUAAAGGUGUGAGGAAUGUUCCAUACCGCAUUCGUGUGCGCUUGUCCAGAAAACGCAAUGAGGAUGAAGACUCUCCCAACAAACUAUACACUUUGGUAACAUAUGUUCCUGUCACAUCCUACAAAGGUUUGCAGACGGUCAACGUUGAUGAAAACUGAAAUGUAAAUUCUUUUAAAAUAAACUGCUAAAAGUG
Messenger RNA from Callorhinchus milii (elephant shark), 468 nucleotides. It is a transcript of the gene rpl31, whose product is annotated as ribosomal protein L31. Gene Ontology annotation, biological process: cytoplasmic translation. Gene Ontology annotation, molecular function: structural constituent of ribosome. Lineage: Eukaryota; Metazoa; Chordata; Chondrichthyes; Chimaeriformes; Callorhinchidae. The record is from RefSeq and is marked provisional. Gene Ontology annotation, cellular component: cytosolic large ribosomal subunit; ribosome.